Molecule: messenger RNA, 1104 nt
Organism: Nematostella vectensis (starlet sea anemone)
Lineage: Eukaryota; Metazoa; Cnidaria; Anthozoa; Actiniaria; Edwardsiidae
Product: transcription and mRNA export factor ENY2
Exons: 5
Coding region: 251-553 (100 amino acids)
Biological process (GO): poly(A)+ mRNA export from nucleus; regulation of transcription by RNA polymerase II; positive regulation of DNA-templated transcription
Cellular component (GO): DUBm complex; nuclear pore; SAGA complex
Molecular function (GO): chromatin binding; transcription coactivator activity
Source: RefSeq, a predicted model, not a curated record
AAAAGCAGGAGAUUUGGUGCUCGCGGGAAAGCAGAAGGGGUCUAAAAUCUUGAGACUUCCACCUAGCUGUUAGUGGACAAGAAAGGGGAGGGGCCCAUUGCAACAGGGACACAUAUUAGAAAGAGGUAUAUCUAAAACAACCGCUUGCGAAUAAUCUACCACCGAGAAAGGCGUACCACCUGAAAACUCGACGCAGAAAACCUGUCUUGGUCUUCAUUGGUCAGCGGUAGUCCGUGGCGACAUAUCUAAAAUGGCGGACAUCACAAAGAUAAAGAGAGAGCCCCAAAUGAAGGCAUCUAUCAAUCAAGCUCUAGUUGAGUCUGGUGAACGAGAGAGGUUGAAAGAAUUACUGCGUACAAAGUUGAUAGAAUGCGGCUGGAGAGACCAACUUAAAGAUUACUGUAAAGAAAUCAUCAAACAAAAGGGACUGGACAAUGUUACAGUAGAAGAUCUUGUUAAGACGAUCACCCCCAAAGGGAGAGCUCUUGUCCCAGAUGAAGUAAAGAGAGAGCUGUUGCAGAGAAUUCGCCAGUUCCUUGCUGAGAAGCAAUAAUGAAAACCAGAGACAUUAGAUCAAAAGACCAUAUUUCUAGUCAUACAUACCUCCCUUUAUGCUUUGACCUUAUACUGUCUUUGGUGAAGGGAGUACCUAAGGUGCAAUAGAAGCUACUAUAUCAAAGCUCCCUCUAUGCUUUGACCUUAUACUGUCUUUGGUGAAGGGGGUACCUCAGGUGCAAUAGAAACUACUACAUCAAACGUCCCUCUAUGCUUUGAAACUUCUGCUGUCUUGGAAGUGAGGGAAUAAAAACAGUAUCAUUUCUUCCUUAAGUUAUCAAUAUCACCUUAGACAUAGCAUAUUAAAAAUACUAUUUUCCUGGAAUUAGCCACUGCGAUUACCUUUGAGCUGUAAUAUAUAUUUUACCCUCUUGGAUAUUUGUUGUUCUAAUAGAUUAUUUUAGUUUUACAAAUCUUGUCAUUCAAACAAAAAUUAAUUUCUUUUGCAGUUAAAAUGCUUAUUUUGUCGUUCGAUACAUUCGCAUCUCCAUUGUUUUGUAUAUUGUAUAGUUUUGUAAGAAGUGCAUUAAUAAAGAUCUAUUUAUUUGA